CAUGUUAGCAAUCACAAUAACACGUCUACUCUUCUUAGCAACUAAUUAGUCAAAGUUGGAAAGAAAUCUCCGGCAAAGUCAACUUCUAUCGCUUGAAUUCUUGAAUGCGCAGGUUAGCUUAAAACUAGCGCAUGUUAGCUUAAAACUAGCGCAUGUUAGCAUCGUUUCAGGAAAUUGGUAAUCAAACUUUCCACUUUCGUCUUCUUCCCGUGUCUGUCUUUAAUCUCCCCUGUUUGGUGACUAUAUUCCAAUUUCCACCAAUCUUCUCCUCAAAAAACAUCUCUCUCUUAUCUCUUUCCUCUUCCUCAAAAUUCAUUCACCAUGAGUCGCAUGAUGGGAUUGUUCGAUCUCGAGAAACACUUCGCCUUCUACGGUGCUUAUCACAGCAAUCCGAUCAACAUUCUAAUCCACAUCAUCUUCGUUUGGCCAAUCGUCUUCUCAGCUUUACUUCUCCUCCACUCAUCGACCCCAAUUUUCGAUCCUUCUCAAUUAGGGUUUUCUCAAUCGUUGACCCUCGACGGCGUUCUGCGAUUUAACGUUGGGUUUAUAUUCACCUUGAUUUAUGCUCUGUUCUACAUUGGUUUGGAUAAGAAAUCUGGAUUUGUAGCUGCUCUCAUGUGUUUCUCUUGCUGGGUUGGUUCCAGUUUUCUCGCUGCUCGAUUAGGAUCUUCUCUUGCCUUUAAGGUUGGGUUAGCAUCUCAGCUGUUAUGUUGGACCGGGCAGUUCGUUGGCCAUGGAGUGUUCGAGAAACGAGCACCUGCGCUAUUAGACAAUUUACUCCAAGCUUUUCUCAUGGCUCCUUUCUUCGUGUUGCUCGAGGUUCUUCAGUCAGUUUUCGGGUAUGAACCAUAUCCCGGUUUUCAAGCGCGUGUGAAUGCCAAGGUAGAAAGUGACAUCAAGGAAUAUAGGGCAAAGAAGCAGAAGAAGAAUAAGAUCACAUAAGUUUGGAUUAUAUAACUGAAGAACUUGAACCCAUUCUCGUGUUUCUAUAACCGAAAUGAUAAUAAGACCACCAUGGAUUGGUGUAUAUGUGUGUAAACUAUAUGUUUCAAUAUUGAAAAAUGCAAUAUGUUUCGGUCACUCAAUGAUCACAGGUCAAUUGUUGUUCCGUUCGACUUGUUUUAGUCCGUUCUGGCUUAAUCGUCUGAUCUUAUUGUUUCGCAUAGCUAAUUGUGAUGUAACCAUUGGGAUCCUUAGAUUUCAAUUGUUUAUUGGUAAGUGUUGAAGUGCAAA
Messenger RNA from Arabidopsis lyrata subsp. lyrata, 1233 nucleotides. RefSeq lists its product as uncharacterized. The transcript is spliced from 4 exons. NCBI's taxonomy places the organism in Eukaryota, Viridiplantae, Streptophyta, Magnoliopsida, Brassicales, Brassicaceae. The coding region runs from base 322 to 942 and encodes 206 amino acids. The record is from RefSeq and is a predicted model, not a curated record. Gene Ontology annotation, biological process: sphingoid catabolic process. Gene Ontology annotation, cellular component: endoplasmic reticulum.